AUGGCAGAGGCUAUAAACAAUGGCGAAUCAUCAUUCUCGAAAACGAAAAACAAAGGCAAAGCCAAACAAAUUGAAGACAAUGAGAUUGAUGAUAUAAACCAAUCAGACGAAAACCUGAGUGCAAUCCAGUUGAGGGAGCAG
This is a messenger RNA of Paraglomus brasilianum, 141 nucleotides long. The record is from the annotation of a GenBank genome assembly. Lineage: Eukaryota; Fungi; Glomeromycota; Glomeromycetes; Paraglomerales; Paraglomeraceae.